GGAGAGAAGGAAGGAAGGAGCGAGGGAGGGAUGGAGCCAAAACUGGCAACCCUGCUCAAACUGCCAAACCUUGUCGCUGGGUGGCUGUGACAGGGAGGGGAGAUGCCAGAGAGAGACAAAUAGAAGCUUGGGAAUUCUGGCCACUUUGUCAUGGGCCCUCGGGGGUCGACCCAGUGACACCAGCAGCAGCCAGGCAAAGGAGAGGGAAGACAGACAGGUGGACGGAACACUUACUCAAGCAGAAGGCGUCUUAUAAGGAGGAGACGGGACCGGCGGGUGGCAAAUCUGCAGCGUGGCGCCCACCACCACCAGAGAGGAAGAAGAAGAAGAAGAGCAUCGGGCGUGCGACAGUUCUUCCUCGUCCAGGGCCGGCGAGAUGAAGAGACCCCACGACUACAGCUCCGAGGAGUCGGACACGGACGAGCUGAUUGACGUGGGACAGGAGGACGGCUACUGCCCAGUCACCGGCUCCACGUCCCCUGGCAGCGCUUCACAGAUCCUGGCCAGAAAGAAGAGAAGAGGGAUCAUAGAAAAGAGGCGCAGGGACCGGAUCAACCACAGCCUGUCUGAGCUGAGGAGGCUGGUGCCAAGUGCCUUCGAAAAGCAGGGCUCCUCCAAAUUGGAGAAAGCUGAGAUUCUGCAAAUGACGGUGGACCACCUCAAACUUCUGCAUGCCAUGGGGGGGAAAGGGUACUUUGACGCCAGGGCGCUGGCAGUGGACUACAGGACUCUGGGCUUCAGGGAGUGUGUCGGAGAGGUGGUGCGGUACCUCAGCUCCCUGGAAGGAGACUCCCCAGACCCGAUAGGAGCCCGCCUGGUCACCCAUCUCUCCCACUGCGCGAGCGAGCUGGACCCCCUCCUCCUUCAGUCGCCCCCGACCGCCGCCUUGCCCUUCCCUCCUUGGCCCUGGGUGUCCUUCCCCCAGAUGAGCGCCACGCUGCCGCCCGCCUCCUCCUCUGGCGGGCGGAGGGAUCUGGCCCUGAUGGGGAGCUACCCUCCACCCGCCUCCCUCCGUCUGGCGCCGCUGGUCGGCUGCCAGCAGGGGGUGCCUCCUCUCCUCGCGCCCGGCGUCCUGGCGAGCGUUCACAGGCUCCCGUCUAUCGCCCCGUCCCCGUCCACAGGCCCACCCAGGCCGACCCAGGCAUCCCCUCAAAGCAGGACCUCGCCUCUCCCUCCCGCCCAGUCCUCUUCCUCCCCGCCCACCGCGCCGCCCCUCAUCUCUUUCAGACCGUUCGCACCUCUGGGGUCUCCCACGGUCCAACGCAGGGGGCUGAGUGGCAAGUCGGGCCAAGGAUGGCCGACUGAAAUCGGAGCUUUUUAAGGACUAUUUUUUUUUUUUAAUGAAUCCCAAAUGAACUAUGCAGGAGCGAACAUUUGAGGACUUAUGUGUCUUUUUAGGACUCGACAAGCCAUAUCAGACUGAACCUUUCCGAUAAUCACCAUGUCGAUUAAAGGCCUACUGCAGGGGUCGGGAACCUUUUUGGCUGAGAGAGCCAAGAAAGCCAAAUAUUUUAAAAUGUAUUUCUGUAAGAGCCAUAGAAUAAUUUUUUUAACACUGAACACAACUAAACGCGUGCAUUUUUAGGUAAGACCAACAUUUCUGCAGUAUAAUAGGUCUCUUAUUCUUUGGAAUAACAUUGUUAUUCUGAAGCUAAUUGUGGAAGGGGCGUGACCCGCGGGCCUGCAGCGAAGCAGGGUGUGCCAGGACCGGCCUCGAAAUCAGCAACAGGUGCAUAGAAGGCCCACCUGAGCUUUGUUAUCUAAUCACCUGUCGCAGCAGCCAGGAGGAGAGACGGGGUUGGAACUGGAGCCAGAGCACGAGCGAGAACGAAAGAGAAAAAGGCAAUUGCUGUAAAGCAACUGAGAGACUUAUUGAAAAAUAAAACAAUAUUAUAACCCUGAAA
Nerophis ophidion (straightnose pipefish) is the source of this 1904-nucleotide messenger RNA. RefSeq names its product hairy/enhancer-of-split related with YRPW motif-like protein. NCBI's taxonomy places the organism in Eukaryota, Metazoa, Chordata, Actinopteri, Syngnathiformes, Syngnathidae. The record is from RefSeq and is a predicted model, not a curated record. Bases 377 to 1321 code for a protein of 314 amino acids. Gene Ontology annotation, cellular component: nucleus. The transcript is spliced from 5 exons. Gene Ontology annotation, molecular function: RNA polymerase II cis-regulatory region sequence-specific DNA binding; DNA-binding transcription factor activity, RNA polymerase II-specific; protein dimerization activity. Gene Ontology annotation, biological process: Notch signaling pathway; circulatory system development; anterior/posterior pattern specification.